This is a messenger RNA of Cydia amplana, 896 nucleotides long. RefSeq names its product very long chain fatty acid elongase AAEL008004-like. The transcript is spliced from 6 exons. Gene Ontology annotation, molecular function: fatty acid elongase activity. The record is from RefSeq and is a predicted model, not a curated record. Gene Ontology annotation, biological process: fatty acid elongation, saturated fatty acid; fatty acid elongation, polyunsaturated fatty acid; fatty acid elongation, monounsaturated fatty acid. NCBI's taxonomy places the organism in Eukaryota, Metazoa, Arthropoda, Insecta, Lepidoptera, Tortricidae. Gene Ontology annotation, cellular component: endoplasmic reticulum membrane. The coding region runs from base 102 to 896 and encodes 264 amino acids.
GAAUAUCAUUUCACUUUGAAAUGAACCUUCUUUAGCAACAGUCACUCUAGGAGUGCAGUUUCAACCAUCGAUGUGUGUAAAAUAAUAUAUUUAUUAUUAAAAUGUCGCUUAUUUUGAAAGCUGCAGUGAGAUUAUAUUAUUAUUUAAAUGAAGAUAUUGCAGAUCCGCGAACCCAUAACUGGUACCUCAUGAGAACGCCAUGGCCCGGGGUAGCCAUCAUCGUACUCUAUCUGGCUUCUGUGUUCUACUGGCUGCCGGCGUUCAUGCGCACGCGGCGCGCUUACGACCUGCGCGGCGUCAUCGCGAUCUAUAACGCCACACAGAUUCUGCUGUGUGGCUAUGUGGUUUAUAAAAGCCUCGUGCUGGGUUGGUUCAGCCACUACCGCCUGUUCUGCCAGCCGGUGGACGAGGGCCCUAACAGCGUGGAGUACGCGUGGCACGUCUGCUACGCGUACUUCUACAUCAAGAUCUUUGACCUACUGGACACGGUAUUCUUCAUAUUGAGGAAGAAACAAGGACAAGUGACGUUUCUGCACGUGUACCAUCACUUCGGUGUGAUAAUGGUAGCGUGGGGCAUCACCAAGUGGGUGCCAGGCGGGCACAUGACAAUGCUGGUGACCCUCAACUCGUUCGUGCACAUGGUGAUGUACACGUACUACCUGCUCACGUCGUGGGACGAUUCCUACAAGCACUCGCUCUGGUGGAAGAAACACGUCACGCAACUCCAAAUAUUGCAGUUCGCAUACCUGAUGGUUCACUUCGGCACGCUGGCGGUGAAGCGCGAGUGCGACUACCCGCGCCCCUGCGCCUACAUCAUGUUCCCGCAAAACUUCUUUAUGCUGCUCAUGUUCGUCGACUUUUAUUAUAGGACUUAUAUUAAGAAACCUAACAAGUAG